AUGUACCUGUACUUUCCAGAGCAGCUGCAGACUCAGAGUAACACGCCCAUAGUUGUGCAAGUGGUCAAACGAUUGGUAGAACCUUUCCGCGGCCAAGGCCGGACUGUUCAGCUGGACAACUCGGCGAGGAUGGAGGGCAGACUCAAAACAAUCCUCUCUGAAUUACAGAUUAAAAUUCAAUUGCCACCAUCAGAUAAAAAGCAAACGAUAUCCCCGGCAUCAUCUUCAUCUCCGUCUAAAACUUCAGAGGAGUCAAAGUCAGAACUCACAGCCCACCUUCAGGGCUGGAGUGGGCCUGUUCUGCUCCCUCUGUCAGACCUGAGUGGAUCUGGGGCAGAUGAGUUCAUGCCGGGCUUUUGGGCGGCCCUUCACACCGUCUGCAUCAACACGUUUGUGCUCCACACUCUGCAGAGACGGGCCUCGGGCAGGACGGUUCCUCUGCCGGGGUACAGGGCUCCGGCCUCUCAGCUGGCCGCAGACAGCAGCAUGGCUGUGCCCGUCCUGCCACGACUGAACUGCUGCUCCAACCAGGGAACCACAAAAGGUCAGUCACGUUUGUCAAACACAAAUGGCUGUUUUCAGAUGGAGGGCACGAGCUACAACCUGAGAAGUAGGCAAUGCACGCCAUCGAACAAGCAGGGCAAACCAGGAGUUGUUGGGUUAGACAACGUCGGCAAUUCGUGCUACUUCAAUGCUGUGAUGCAGUGUCUCUGUUCAACCAUGCCCUUUGUAGAAGACCUCCUCAGUCAGGACACACGCAGAAAGCUGGCAAAGUGCGACUCCAGGAUCGCAGAGGUUUUCAUCCAGCUUCUGGAGGAGAUGUGGCAGGGGAGUAGGACCAGCUGUUCCCCUGUGCAAGUCAUGUCUGCGCUGCCCUCCGUCUUCCCCCAGUAUCACAGCUACACCCAGCAAGACGCACAGGAACUGCUGCUACACCUUCUGGACGGUCUGCACGAAGACUUAAGCAAGAUGCAUUUGUCAAGAAAACAGCCAGGAAAGAAUCAGAGCAGAAGCUCCAAAACUGAGUCCACCAUUGUCUCGGAUCUGUUUGAAGGCCAACUAAGCUACCUGACCAGCUUCCUCCACUGUGGCCACGAGGCGCGCAACCAUCAAACCUUCACCAUACUGUCCCUUCCCAUCCCAAACGACAAGAAGAAGUGCUCCAUUCAGGAUUGCUUAUCCCUGUUCUUCGAGGAGUCAGUCCUGACUGGGGCCGAGCAGAGCGACUGCUCAGACUGUGACCGAAGAAGAGAAGCAACAGUGCAAACUUUCCUGAACAAACCUCCAGAGAUUCUCAUUUUGCACCUGAAACGGUUUGGCUGUAAGGGGAGGAAACAGGUCAAGUUGUCAGCCAAUGUGUCGUUCUCCAUGGAGCUCGAUAUCACUCCGUUUCUGUCCAGCUCGGUGCGGAGACGGUCAUCUUACCAUCUGUAUGCUGUUGUGAUCCACAGAGGAAACCUGGACAUGGGUCACUACACGGCUCUGUGCUACAACUCGGUGCUGGAGACGUGGCAUUGGUUUGACGAUUCCUUCGUCAAGGAAGUGCACGGGAGCGUCGUUCAGUCUCCAGACGCUUACAUUCUGUUCUACACCUGCAAGCCUUUCUAG
Gambusia affinis (western mosquitofish) is the source of this 1608-nucleotide messenger RNA. RefSeq names its product putative ubiquitin carboxyl-terminal hydrolase 50. Lineage: Eukaryota; Metazoa; Chordata; Actinopteri; Cyprinodontiformes; Poeciliidae. Gene Ontology annotation, biological process: protein deubiquitination. The record is from RefSeq and is a predicted model, not a curated record. Gene Ontology annotation, molecular function: cysteine-type deubiquitinase activity.